Molecule: messenger RNA, 12891 nt
Organism: Oncorhynchus nerka (sockeye salmon)
Lineage: Eukaryota; Metazoa; Chordata; Actinopteri; Salmoniformes; Salmonidae
Product: A disintegrin and metalloproteinase with thrombospondin motifs 2-like
Exons: 22
Coding region: 141-4499 (1452 amino acids)
Biological process (GO): proteolysis; extracellular matrix organization
Cellular component (GO): extracellular matrix
Molecular function (GO): metalloendopeptidase activity
Source: RefSeq, a predicted model, not a curated record
AGCCUUCUCUCCCGGUGCACUUGGCAGUUAGUUGCGGGCUGCUGUGCUGUUGCUGUCGUGGCGGUGUGGCUAGUCGCGGGGAACUUUAGCACACUGGAGCCCGAAGUCCCACUCUCUCACCUGCGCAGUUCGGAGCUGCCAUGGGUCUCGCGCCUGGAUUGACUAUUUUAAUCAUUCUUUCGGCCUUUCUGCACACGAGUGGCCUAUAUAUCGCCAGUAGCGUAGACUCCCUGCAGCAUGUCCUGGGGGAGUAUGGACUGGUGAGGCCCGUGAGCGUGGACGCAGACGGCCGCUUCCUGUCCCACGCCGUGUCGGCCGGCCGGCCGGGGGUGGGGGCGGGGCAGCCCCAUAGGCGCUGGAGGAGGGAGACCGGAGAGAACGGGGGAGGAGGAGGAGAUGAAGAAAGAGAGGAAAUGUACGAGGAGGAUGGAGGGCCCCGACACAGACAGCUUUACUACAACGUCACCGUCUUCGGCCGGGAGUUCCACCUGCGUCUGCGGCACAAUGCGCGACUGGUGGCCCCCGGAGCCAAGAUGGAGUGGCACGAUGAUAACGACAGCAACGGGACAGCCACACGCUCCGAGCCACUGCAGGGAGACUGUUUCUACGUGGGUGACGUCACAGACACGCCCGGAGCCACCGUAGCAAUCAGCAACUGCGACGGCCUGGCUGGUAUGAUCAGGACAGAAGAGGAGGAGUUCUUCAUCGAGCCGGUGGAGAGGGGGAAUGGAGUGAUGGGGGAGGAGGAGGGAGGAGGAGGGCGUCAACACAUCGUCUACCGAUCCUCCUCUGUGAAGAAAAUGCCCGUCAGCGGCCUCGCGGCAGACUACCACUCUAGAGGUGCUGAUCUGCCUAGUAUGAUGGACCUGGAGUCCCUGUAUCGUGGUGUGGAGCAGAGCAUCAACCAGACCCGAGCCCAGAGACAGAGGAGACAGAGUCCAGAAAGAGCCUACAACAUCGAGGUCCUACUGGGGGUGGACGACUCUGUGGUGCAGUUCCACGGCAAGGAAAACGUCCAGAAGUACCUGCUCACACUCAUGAACAUCGUGAACGAGAUUUACCAUGACCACUCUCUGGGAGCCAGGAUCAACGUGGUGCUAGUACGAAUCAUCAUGCUUGGCUAUGGGAAGUCUAUGAGUCUGAUAGAGUUGGGAAACCCGUCUCAGAGUCUGGAGAAUGUGUGUCGCUGGGCCUUCCUGCAGCAGAAACAGGACACAGGAGAUGCAGAGUACCACGACCACGCUAUAUUCCUCACACGACAGGAGUUUGGGCCUACCGGCAUGCAGGGUUAUGCUCCAGUAACAGGGAUGUGUCACCCAGUAAGGAGCUGUACUCUGAACCACGAGGAUGGCUUUUCUUCUGCCUUCGUGGUAGCCCACGAGACAGGACAUGUGCUGGGUAUGGAGCACGACGGCCAGGGGAAUCGCUGUGGAGACGAGGUGCACAUGGGGAGCAUCAUGGCCCCGUUGGUUCAAGCUGCCUUCCACCGCUUCCAUUGGUCACGCUGUAGCCAGCAGGAGCUGGGACGAUACCUACAAUCCUACGAAUGUCUUCGUGAUGACCCCUACGAACAUAACUGGCCGUCCCUGCCCAGACUUCCUGGUCUGCACUACUCCAUGAACGAACAGUGUCGCUUCGACUUCGGCGUGGGCUACAUGAUGUGCACCGCGUACCGGACAUUUGACCCCUGCAAACAGCUGUGGUGCAGCCACCCUGACAACCCCUUCUUUUGCAAGACCAAGAAAGGACCACCCAUCGAUGGCACCAUGUGUGGGGAUGGGAAGCACUGCUUCAAAGGUCACUGUAUCUGGCUGACCAUUGACAUGAUAAAGCAGGAUGGUGGGUGGGACAUGUGGAGCCAGUUUGGGUCCUGUACUCGUACCUGUGGAGGAGGGGUGCAGUUUAGAACCCGUGAAUGCAACAACCCCAGGCCUGCUAACGGAGGUCGUACCUGUCUGGGGACUAACAACCAGUUCCAGCUGUGUAACAGCCAGGAGUGUGAGGAGCUGUACAGUGACUUCAGGGAGGAGCAGUGCCGUAGCUUGGACCCUGAGUUUGAGUUCCACAAAAUCAAGCACCACUGGCUGCCUUAUGAACACACGGAACCUAAGCAGCGCUGCCACCUGCAUUGCCAGUCCACGGAGACCCGAGACAAGAUCAACAUGCAGAGGCUGGUCCAAGACGGCACGCGCUGCUCAUAUAAAGACCCCUACAGCGUGUGUGUGCACGGGGACUGUGAGAAAGUAGGCUGUGACAGCGUGGUAGGGUCCUCCCAACAGGAGGACAAAUGUGGCGUCUGUGGAGGAGACAACUCCAGCUGCAAGAUCAUCAAGGGCAAUUUCACUCGCAGUGCCAAGAAACAAGGUUUCCUCAAAGUACUUGAAAUCCCUCGAGGGGCGAGACACCUACUAAUCCAAGAGAUUAAGCCAACCGCACACAUCCUAGCGGUGAAGAACCAGGCAUCAGGACAGUUCUUCCUGAAUGCAGAGGGAGACCUCCCAGAAUCCCGUGCGGUCAUAGAGAAGGGUGUGGAGUGGGAAUACAUGAAUAAUGACCAUGACAAGGAGACACUACAGACCAACGGACCACUCAGACACGGAGUCCUCAUCAUGGUGCAGUCCCAUGGAGAUGCCAAGGUGACCCUUUCCUAUAAGUACAUCAUCCACAUGGACCUGCUGUCUGCCAUAGAGAACAACAUGCUGCUGGAUGACACCUCCUUCUACGAGUGGGCCCUGAAGAAAUGGUCCUUCUGCUCCAAGCCCUGUGGGGGAGGUAAGCAGUAUACCCGGUUCGGCUGUAGAAGGAGAGCGGACAGUAAGAUGGUCCACCGACGCUACUGUGAGAACAUCAAGAAGCCUCGCGCCAUCAGCAGAGACUGCAACCAGAAGGAGUGCUCACAGCCUAUCUGGGAGGAUGGUCCGUGGGAGCCAUGCAGUAAGACGUGCGGUAAAACAGGGUACCAGGUGAGGUCCGUUCGCUGUGUUCAGCCCUUAGACAACGGCAACAAGCGCUCCAUUCACAGCAAGUACUGCAAUGACGACCGGCCUGAGGCACGCAGGCCCUGCAACAGAGAGCUCUGCCCUGCACAGUGGAGAGUAGGGCCCUGGUCACAGUGCUCGGUGACGUGUGCCAAUGGGACACAGCAGAGGCAGGCAUUGUGUCACACGCGUGACAACACCAUCGGUCUCUGCCUGGACAGCAAGCCAGACACCAUCCGCAUCUGUCGCUUGGCGCCAUGUCCAAGAGGCUCGUCGGACCUGAAUAAGAACGGCAACAUCCUGAUCCAGUGGCUGUCCCGCCCUGACCCAGACUUGCCCUACCAGAGGAACAGCUCACGCAAGCAGCGUUGUCAUGGAGACAGGUCAAUGAUCUGUCGCAUGGAGGUGCUGAUCCACUACUGUGCUCUACCAGGCUACAGGCGCAUGUGCUGCAAGUCCUGCAGCAACGUGACCAACAGCAGCCUGACCACCAGUCUCCCUCCCCGGGUCACAGCUUGCCCGCUGCCUCGCCCCCUGCCUCGACCUCUGCCUUGGCCCAAGGAUAACAACACCCCCCUUCAGCCCACCGUUCAUCCAAGAAGUACAAUGCAUAUACCUUAUACCACGCCGCGCCCAAUGAGCACAACACACACCUAUACACCCCACCCAUACUUCACCACAUACCCCAUCCCCAUACACACGACCCCAGAGCACAGUGUGACCCCCAGAGACACAACCAGAAGUUACCCCUUCUUCACCGUCUCCACCAGCACCAGCAUAUACACUACAACUCCCAGCAGCCUGUUUACUGACUCAAACGUUAACUUCACCUUUAUCAGCAAUGACACCACAGUGACCCCCAUUCACAGCUAUGACAUAACAGGGGCAGAAACCUCAACUCCCAGCAGCCCAUACUACAUGGAUGAUGUCCUAAAGCCAACUGAAACAAACUACUUUGAGGAUGUGACAUCGCCCAGUGGAACCAUCCCAUACACUGAUGUCACAAUGUCCAGCGGUGGUGAUGUCAUAAUACCUAGUGGAACCGUGCCCUAUGGCACUGAUGUCACAAUGCCCAUUGGAACCAUGCCUUAUGAUGAUGACAUCACAGUGAUGAUUCCUACAGUCCCCAGGGAUGAUAUCAUAGAUAUGACCACCCUUGAUUGGCCGGAAAUCACGGAGUACAUAUCAGUGAGCUCCAUUGUUCCCACAACAACCAUGGUAGGGCCAACAACAGAGUUAAUGACAGAGCAAAUGACAGCCAAGCCUCCCAUAACAACAACAACCAAAAAGCACAUGUGGCCGCUAAGCCACCAGGAGGAGACCAGCGAAAAUAACUCCAUUGACGUUCUCUACAACCAGAUAAUCGGAGUAGACAAUGUCAUCUCCCAAAACAACCUGAUCCCCAGACGGAGCCGGGUGUUCCUCCGGGAGAGAACACGGAACAAACGCAUCCAGGAACUCCUGGAGGAGAAGAGGAACUUUCUGUUGAGGAUGAAGCGGGCCCAGAGUGGUGCUGCUUGAUGAUGAUAGACCUUCCUUCCUCCCUAACACUCCCUUGAUUUCUCUUAUAGAGAUUUACCUACGUCUGCUAACAGACUGGAGUUAUUAUUUAACCUUUAACCUGCCUUGGUGCUCUCUAUCAGGUACUGACCCAUCACACACCCAGAGUCAUGGUACAGACAUACAGUACCAGUCAAAACUUUAGACACACCUACUCAUUCAAGGGUUUUUCUUAAUUUUUUACGUUUUUCUACAUUGUAGAACAAUAGUGAAGACAUCAAAACUAUGAAAUAAUGCAUGAAACAAAUGAAAAUAUAUUUUAGAUGAUAGAUUCCUCAAAUUAGCCACCCUUUGUCUUGAUGACAGCUUUGCACACUCUCGGCAUCCUCUCAACCAACUACAUGAGGAAUGAUUUUCCAACAGUCUUGAAGGAGUUCCCACAUAUGCUGAGUACUUGAUGGCUGCUUUUCCUUCACUCUGCGGUCCAACUCAUCCCAAACCAUCUCAAUUGGGUUGAGGUUGGGUGAUUGUGGAGGCCAGGUCAUCUGAUGCAGCACUCCUUCACUCUCUUUCUUGGUCAAAUAGCCCUUACACAGCCUGGAGGGGUGUUGGGUCACUGUCCUGUUGAAAAACAAAUGAUAGUCCCACUAAGCGCAAACCAGAUGGGAUAGUGUAUUCCUGCAGAAUGCUGUGGUAGCCAUGCUGGUUAAGUGUGCCUUGAAUUCUAAAUAAAUCACAGACAGUGUCACCAGCAAAGCACCCCUACACCUCCUCCUCCAUGUUUCACGAUGGGAACCACAUAUGCCGUUCACCUACUCUGCGUCUCACAAAGACACGGCGGUUGGAACCAAAAAACUCAGAUUUGGACUCAUCAGACCAAAGGACAGAUUUUCACCGGUUUAAUGUCCAUUGCUCGUGUUUCUUGGCCCAAGCAAGUUUAUUCUUCUUAUUGGUGUCCUUUAGUAGUGGUUUCAUUGCAGCAAUUCGACUAUGAAGGCCUGAUUCACGCAGUCUCCUCUAAACAGUUCAUGUUGAGAUGUGUCUGUUACUUGAACUCUGAGGUGCAGUUAAUAGCUGAUUUCUGAGGCUGGUAACUAACAAACUUAUCCUCUGCAGUAGAGGUAACUCUGGGUCUUCCAAGUCUGUGGUGGUCCUCAUGGGAGCCAGUUUCAUCAUAGCGCUUGAUGGUUUUGUGACUGUACUUGAACUAACGUUCAAAGUUCUUGACAUUUUCUGGAUUGACUGACCUUCAUGUCUUAAAGUAAUGAUGGACUGUAAUUUCUCUCUUUGCUUAUUUGAACUGUUCUUGCCUUAAUAUGGACUUGGUCUUUUACCAAAUAAGCUAUUUUCUGUAUACCACCCCCACCUUGUCACAACACAACUGAUUGGCUCAAAUGCAUUAAGGAAAGAUAUUCCACAAAUUAAGAAGCACACAUGUUAAUUCAAAUCAAAUCAAAUAUUUUUUGUCACAUGCGUUGAAUACAACAGGUUUAGACCUUACAGUGAAGUGCUUACUUACAAGCCCUUAACCAACAAUGCAGUUUUAAGAAAAAAAGUUUUUUUUAAAGAAAUAAAAGUAACAAAUAAUUAUUAAAGAGCAGCAGUAAAAUAACAAUAGUGCGGCUGUAUACUGGGGGUACCAGUACAAAGUCAAUAUAGGGGGUCACCGGUUAGUCAAGGUAAUUGAGGUAAUAUGUACAUUUAGGUAGAGUUAUUAAAGUGACUAUGCAUAGAUAAUAAACAAAGAGUACCAGUAGCGUAAAAGAGAGGGGGCCAUUUGAAUAGUCGGGGAACCCAUUUUAUUAGAUGUUCAGGAGUCUUAUGGCUUGGGGGUAGAAGCUGUUUAGAAGCCUCUUGGACCUAGACUUGGCACUCUGGUACCGCUUGCCGUGCGGUAGCAGAGAGAACAGUCUAUGACUAGGGUGGCUGGAGUCUUUGACAAUGUUUAGGGCCUUCCUCUGACUGCCUGGUAUAGAGGUCCAAGAUGGCAGGAAGCAUGGCCCCAGUGAUGUACUGGGCCGAAUGCACUACCCUUUUUAGUGUCUUGCUGUCGGAGGACCAUACCAGGCAGUGAUUGCAACCAGUGCUCACGAUGGUGCAGCUGUAGAACCUUUUGAGGAUCGGAGGACACAUGCCAAAUCUUUUCAGUCUCCUGACAAAAAAGGUUUUGUUGUGCCCUCUUCACGACUGUCUUGUUGUGCUUGUUAGUUUGCUGGUGAUGUGGACAACAAGGAACUUGAAACUUUCAACCUGCUCAACUACAGCCCCAUCGAUGAGAAUUGGUGUGUGCUCAGUCCUCCUUUUCCUGUAGUCCACAAUCAUCUCCUUUGUCACUUUGAGGGAGCGGUUGUUGUCCUGGCACCACACGGCCAGGUCUCUGAUCUCCUCCCUAUAGGCUAUCUUGUUGUUGUCAGUGAUCAGGCCUACCACUGUUGUGUCAUCGGCAAACUGAAUGAUGGUGUUGGAAUCGUUCCUGGCCGUGCAGUCAUGAGUGAACAGGGAGUACAGAGGAGGGGACUGAACACGCACCCCUGAGGGGCCCCCGUGUUGAAGAUUGGCAUGACGGAUGUGUUUUUACCUACCCUUUCCACCUGGGGGUGGCCCAUCAGGAAGUCCAGGAUCAAGUUGCAGAAGGAGGUGCUUAGACCCAGGGUCCUUAGCUUAGUGAUGAGCUUUGAGGGAACUAUGGUGUUGAACACAGAGCUGUAGUCAAUGAAUAGCAUUCUCACAUAGGUGUUCCUUUUGUCCAGGUGUGAAAGAGCAGUGUGGAGUGCAAUAGAGAUUGCUCUGGGUCUUCCAAGUCUGUGGUGGUCCUUAUGGGAGCCAGUUUCAUCAUAGCGCUUGAUGGUAAUUGCAUUAUCUGUCGAUCUGUUGGGGCGGUAUGCAAAUUGGAGUGGGUCUAGAGUUUCUGGGAUAAUGGUGUUGAUGUGAGCCAUGACCAGCCUUUCAAAACACUUCAUGGCUACAGACGUGAGUGUUAUGGGUCAGUAGUCAUUAAGGCAGGUUACCUUAGUGUUCUUGAGCACAGGGACUAUGGUGGUCUGCUUGAAACAUGUUGGUAUUGCAGACUCAGACAGGGAGAAAUUGAAAAUGUCAGUGAAGACACUUGCCAGUGGUUCAGCGCAUGCUCGGAGUACACGUCCUGGUAAUUCGUCUGGCCCUGCAGCCUUGUGAAUGUUUACCUGUUUAAAGGUCUUACUCACAUCGGCUACGGAGAGUGUGAUCACACCGUAUCGGGACACCGUCAUCGAUGUUCUUAUUGAUGAAGCCAGUGAUUGAUGUGGUGUACUCCUCAGUGCCAGCGUAAUAAUCCCUGAACAUAUUCCAGUCUGUGCUAGCAAAAGAGUAUUGUAGCUUAGCAUCUGCUUCAUCUGACCACUUACUUAUUGACCGAGUCAGUGCUUCCUGCUUUAAUUUUAGCUUGUAAGCAGGAAUCAGGAGGAUAGAGUCAUGGUCAGAUUUGCCAAAUGGAGGGUGAGGGAUAGCUUUGUACGCGUCUUUGUGUGUGGAGUAAAGGUGGUCUAGAGUUUUUUCCCUCUGGUUGCACAUUUAAAAUGCUGGUAGAAAUUAGGUCAAACGGAUUUAAGUUUCCCUGCAUUAAAGUCCCCGGCCACUAGGAGCACCGCCUCUGGAUGAGCAUUUUUCUGUUUGCUCAUGGCCAUAUACAGCUCGUUGAUUGCAGUCUUAGUGCCAGCAUUGGUUUGUGGUGGUAAAUAGACUAUAGCUAUAAAGAAUAUAGAUAAACUCUCUUGGUAGAUAGUGUGGUCUACAGUUUAUCAUGAGAUACUCUACCUCAGGCGACAAAACCUUGAGAGUUCCUUAGAUAUCGUGCCUCAGAUGUUGUUUACAAAUAUACAUAGACCGCCACCCCUUGUCUUACCAGAGGCUGCUGUUCUAUCCUGCCGAUACAGUGUGUAACCCAUCAGCUGUAUGUUAUUCUUGUCGUCGUUCAGCCACAACUCGGUGAAACAGUUUUUAAUGUCCCGUUGGUAGGAUAUACAUUCUUGUAGUUUGUCCACUUUAUUAUCCAGUGAUUGUAUGUUAGCCAAUAGUACCGAUGGCAAAGGCAGAUUAGCCACUUGUCACCAGAUACUUACAAGGAACCCCGAUCUCCUUCUGCGAUAUCUCUGUCCUUUUCUCCUGCGAAUGACAGGGAUGAGGGCCUCGUCGGGUGUCUGGAGAAAAUCCCUCUCGUUCGACUCAUUAAAGAAAAAUUGUUCGUCCAGUUCAAGGUGAGUAAUCGUUGUUCUGUUGUCUAGAAGCUGUUUUCGUUCAUAAGAGAUGGUAGCAGCAAUAUUAUGUACAAAAUAAGUUACAAACAAUGUGAAAAAAUAGCACGGCUGGUUAAGAGCCCAUUAAACGGCAGCCAUCCCCUCCGGCGCCAUUACACAAAUGCAUUCCAGGUGACUACCUCAUGAAGCUGGUUGAGAGAAUGCCUAGAGUGUGCAAAGCUGUCAUCAAGGCAAAGGGUGGCUACUUUGAAGAAUCGCAAAUAUAAAACAUAUUUUGAUUUGUUUAACACUUUUUGGUUACUACAUUAUUCCAUAUGUGUUAUUUUAUAGUUUUGAUGUAUUCACUUUUAUUCUACAAUGUAGAAAAUAGUACAAAUUAAGAACAACCCUUGAAUGUGUGAGGUGGUAAGGUUGGACCCAGGAGCAGAGAAGAGCCCAGACACGGAAUCAGUGGUUCAGGAUAAACAUAAUAUUUUACUGAGAUACGGUAACCACAGGACCACAGUACACUUGAAAAAACAACAAACACUAAGUCUCGAAAACACACUCAGGAAACAACCGCACACAGUAAACAAUUCAAGCUUCUGCAAAGGACCACAGAAAACACACGUCUUUUAACAGGUACAUAAGCUUGAAAUAAUAAGACACUCCUGAGUCCAAUAAAAGCCUCUAGGGCGGUCUCUGCCGCCCUCUGGUGCCAGGAGGAACCAUGACAGAAUGAGUAGGUGUGUCCAUACUUUUGACCGGUACUGUACACACUGACCUAUUUGUUUACACUCACACACACAUACAGAAACACACACACACCAUAAAGACAGACAGGCAUACAGCCACAUGGCAGGAUAGAACUAAAAAACAAAGCCAGAUGGUUUGCACAGUUGUUUUAAAUAAAACAAAGUCCCUUUAGGAUACGAAUCUGAAACCCUUUCCGAUCCAAAGCGGAGGUCUGGUUGUAAAGGCUGAGAGUAAAGCCAGAUGUGAUGUGGACUGUACAUCCUCUUGGACCCGCACAUUAACAAGGACAACUUUUACCUAUCCAAACCUCCCACGGUGUGUUUAAGAGCAAGGCACAUACAGUAGAGAUGUAGUUCUCUUUCAUAAGCAGCACACUCCUGGAUAAUCUCAGGGCGUGAAUAGUUUCAGGCCAUUCAAUUCAAUAAAUUAAGUUUAAUUUAAAUGAAGACUUAUCCCCAACAGCACUUAAGGACCCAUGUAAACUCACCCCAAACAGAUCUGACACACCAUGUUAGAUUACAGCCUAUUACUGCAGUUGAUAUAUCUGUGAGUCACACAGACAUGAAUACCACUCUGGUCCCAUAUAAUGAGACAUAUUAGAUAGCAAGUGUCCCUAUGUGUCUGUGUCCAGGGGUACGUCCCAAAUGGCACCCUAUAGGCCCUGGUCCAAAGUAGUGUGUUAUAAAGGGAGUAGGCUGCCAUUUGGCACGCAACCUAGAGCUUUCUGAGUACUGAGUACUAUACAGGGUACUAUACAGGGCAGACAGACACUCUGCACGGGAGGUUUGGAGAUAUAAAAACAGACUAUGCUACAUCAAAACACCAGGGCUCCAUCUCAAUAGUUUAAAGUGGCUUUACUCUCCUUUCGGCUCCUCAACGUCGUCCGCACGGAUGAUAACGAGCUGGAAUGGAGAAAGCACAUACCUGGUGGUUAUCCACCGUAGUGCAUACACAUACCCUGUCGUCGUCCGCCCCCCAGGAGAAGAAGCCACAUUUCGACUGUAAAGAUGAACCUCCCCGAGUAUCUCACAUCCCCCAGAAUAUUCCUUCUCCUGGUUGUGUUAAAACUAUGGAAGCUAGUGGUUUAGCGUUGUGCUGCCAAUGUCCACGAGUCAUCUAUGUCCGACUCUAUUCACAUGCUUCUUUCUAGUGCUUCUCAGAGAGAGUCAACGAGUAAGAACUCUGGGGGACUAUGGAGGGCCACUGCUGACAACUCUGUUGGAUUAUAUUGGUGCUCUAUUGAACUGUAUGUCAUUUUUUACAAAACGAUUGCACAUCUCUCUGGUAAUAUACAGUGUCAUAUGUCAUAUGAAUUUAAUUGAGGGAAAUCACAAUCAGGUUUUUGAGUUGAAAUGGUCUGUGGUGGUGCAAUGCUUUUAUCCUUGGUUCUGAAAGCAAUGCCCCCUAAAGAGUCACAGGAACCUUAUCAAUAAACUUGUGUGUAUUAUAUUUUCAAAGAGCCCCCCCAAAAAAGACAAAAAUAUAAAUAACUAUUUGUAUCUACUGCAUAACAAUAGACGCUUUCAGGGCCAGCUGUCUUGUUUUUAUUGUAUUUUAUUUCUAACAGUUGUCUUAUUAUCGGCGCAUUUUGCCUUGCAUCUGCUGCAAAAGCACCUAGGAAUCUCUCUGUACGAUAUCUGUACAUAUGAAUCAGAGCUCAGUGUUGAAUAUUUAUUAACGGUCCAGCGCCUGAUGUAUUUUGGCACAUUGGGUGUUGCGUGAUGAUCCUGUUCUAAUGUCUACAAUGAGUCUCUCGCUUCUUUUCGCUCUCCUCACCGACCACUAGGGGGAAGCAGAAUAGCACAUGUAGUAAGUAUCUACAUACUGCAUACUGGCUUCUGCUUUGAGUCAAAGUACCUCUUCACCUGUCUGCCUACUUCUCUGUCUCUCUCUAUCGACAGUACUUGUGCUGUGCUCUGCAGUUCAUUAUGUUAACACGUUGUUCUAUAGAAUAUGUAUGCAUAGGAGAUCAGCUCUUACACGGGCAUUGCUUUGAAUAACACUAUAAACCCUUCAGACAUGGCUUAUAGACAUAGAAGUGCACACAUGCGCGCGUGCAAACUCACACACACACACACAUACACACACUGUAAACACAAACACAUAAACAAAAACAGACACACGCACACACAUACACAUGCUCACACUCUUUCCCUCACCGUAAUGUUGCCGAAACACAGAGAACACCUACAUUCAGCUCCCGAUCUCUCUCUCUGUCACAGCCGCAGUGCUUUGUCUCAUAGCAACCUCCUUUCUGUACAUGAGUUCCUCUCUCUAACUAAUCACAUUUGUUGGGUGGGUGGGUGGGUCAGUGGGUGGCUGGGUGUGUGUAUGAGGUCUAUCCUUGUAUAUAAUGUAGGUCAUGGAUGUGUCAGGAUGGAGUGUGACAGGCGUCACUUGAACUGCUGCCUUUCUCAUCACUAUGAAACUGUACACAGGAAGAACUACAACUAUGAAAGGGUUUGGAGAUCAAAGGGGAGAGCCUUGCUGACUAGGGCUGUAAAACAUGGCUGUUUAUGAUCGAGAAUUUGUGAUAUUUUCCAUGCGUUCCCAUUCAGAAUUGAACAUUGUAACCUUGACUUUAAGACCCAAGUGGGCGACUCGGAAGAAUGAGGACAGCUAAAGUGGUGGGUGGAUGACACAUUUUGGUAUUGUUAACUAAUUCUAUGAUUUACACACACACACACACUCCCUGCCACCCCAUACACACACACAGACACACAGACAGACAGACAGACAGACAGACAGCCAGACAGACAGACAAAUAAAUACAGAAAAAAAAGUAGUAAUCUUUUUUUGAGUCAUUUUUUGGUGCUUUGACAUAUCCAAAUAAUGAAAUAAUAAUUUAUCCUGAAGGUAGGACGGUUUGAGAAAGACUGAAUGCCCAUUGUUGUUUCUGUGCAAUUCAAAAACCAUUUAGGCUUCUGGAAAAUUUAUAUUUUUGUCUGGGGUUUUUCGACUAAUCUGGUGAAUGGUUCAAAUUGACAGACAAGGAUGUUUGUCUCACCCCCAAAUAACUCAGAGCCCAGUUCCAUGAAACACAACGGGGUUGGUUAUAUCACAGUUUCAUAGAAAAGCGAUUUGGGAAGUGGCAUCCUGCUGGUAGACCUCAAUGGCUCAACACAUGUAGGUCACUCUGCCACAGACAACAUAUUGACUCCUCUCCUCUCCUCUCCUUCUCUCUCCUCUCCCCAAACACCUUUCUCCUCUAUUAGCAGCGGGAAAUAUAUUUGCUUUUUUAAUGCUAAUUUACGUCUGACAAUAUUCAUUUUGACUUCAAUAUGUUGUUCCUAAGCAUUUCAAAUAUAGCAGUCAGAUGUUGAUGUCAUGUUGCAAUGUUCCUUUUAAUUAUUAUAUUUGUUUUGUUCCUGUUCUGAAUGAAUGAAUGUCUGUUCCGGUUUGAUCAUGGAGAAUAUAUCUGAACAUGUUGUUGUUGGGAACAGUCA